Corythoichthys intestinalis (scribbled pipefish) is the source of this 4315-nucleotide messenger RNA. Its product is annotated as terminal nucleotidyltransferase 4A-like. The coding region runs from base 309 to 2666 and encodes 785 amino acids. Gene Ontology annotation, biological process: RNA 3'-end processing. The transcript is spliced from 12 exons. Gene Ontology annotation, cellular component: TRAMP complex; nucleolus. Lineage: Eukaryota; Metazoa; Chordata; Actinopteri; Syngnathiformes; Syngnathidae. Gene Ontology annotation, molecular function: poly(A) RNA polymerase activity; mRNA binding. The record is from RefSeq and is a predicted model, not a curated record.
CUUCCGGUUACAUAUCCAUUAGUCUGAAGCAUGUGGCCGAGAGGUGUGUUCAAAGAUUUAAAUCCCCACACAUGCGCAGAUGGCGGCGAGUGCUGCUGGGUGCGCCAUUUUUGCUGGUUUACAUGGAGAGCGGAGUUGGGGAAGCCGAUUUUUAAAAACCACACCAGUUCCCGGACAUGAAGCGCUUCAAGGAUAACAAAUGAACCAGAGCGGUAGGAAAUAAUUAGUUUACUUUAGUGCAAAGUGUUUCGUUAGUCUACUUGCUUGCAAUUUCCCCCUUGUGAGGUUGUCGGUCAAACUCGAGUUCAAUGGAUCCCAGGACCGCUUGGAUCCAGCCGGAGCAGAAGGGACCUGCCAAUUCGUUAUGGAUGCACAUUUGGGAAACGUCUCAGGGAUUUGCGACCAAUUCCGGCACCGACAACCAGCUUCAGUACCAACGCAACCACGCAAAUGCGAUCUCAAAAGACUCCAACAGCGAAUACUGUAAAAGUAUAGCCCCUCCGCCACCGCUCGGUGCUGUGUUCGGGAAACUGUCGAAGCGAGACGGCGGUGAGAGGGGGAGCGCCCGAAGGAAGGGCUCCUUGUCUCCGUCUUCCUCCUCUCUGGACUCUGAGGCCGAGAGCUCGUCUCCAUCCGGCUCCUCUCUCCAAAUAGACAGUUUGAACGUGGCAGAAGAGGCUAGCAUGUUUUUACACUACGGCGAACACGAGCUGGACGAGAACGGCGUGAGGCGGCAACACCCCCCUCCUCCGCUGUCUUUCCACGCUGCUCCCCAACAUUGUCGCAGCACGCAACAAUCCGGCGGCCACACCCCCGCCAGGGUGAAGAACCAACACGGUAACAAGCAGCAUCAUUAUCAGACAUCGGUCCGCAGGAGGUAUAUGAACCGAGCCAACGUGCACGGCGUCAACGCGCUGCUUGGCUACGGCUGCUGUGGGCAACACGCCGACUCCUCAUGUAGCCUGUGGAAGACGAGGCGCUACAGCCCAGGGGUCAAUGGUCUCCAUGAAGAGAUAGUUGACUUCUUCAACUUCAUGUCACCGCGUCCAGAGGAGGAGGCGAUGAGAAGAGAUGUUGUGAACAGAAUUGAGGGUAUCAUAAAGGAACUAUGGCCUACGGCACGGGUGGAGAUAUUUGGCAGCUUCAGCACAGGUCUCUAUCUUCCAACCAGUGACAUUGACCUGGUGGUGUUUGGAAAGUGGGACCACCCCCCACUGCAGGAACUGGAGCAAGCACUGAAGAGACACAAUGUAUCGGGCCCAUAUCCUAUUAAGGUCCUUGACAAAGCUUCUGUGCCCAUCAUCAAACUCACAGACCAUGAAACGGAGGUCAAAAUUGACAUCAGCUUCAAUGUGGAGACUGCUGUCAAAGCAGCACAAUUCAUUAAGAGCUACCUGAAGAGAUACACUGUUCUGCCGCCACUGAUCUUUGUUUUGAAGCAGUUCCUGCUCCAAAGGGAUCUCAAUGAAGUAUUUACAGGAGGCAUCAGCUCUUACAGUCUCAUACUGAUGGCUAUCAGUUUCCUGCAGCUGCACCCUCGCAUUGACACGCGGCGUGCUAACAUCAACCUGGGCAUUCUGCUAAUUGAGUUCUUUGAGCUGUAUGGGCGUGACUUCAACUAUAUGAAGAUGGGCAUCCGGGUGAAUGGUGGUGCCUACCUAUCCAAAGAGGAGAUGCUCAAAGCCAUGGGGAAUGGGAACAGGCCAUCUAUGCUCUGCAUAGAGGAUCCAAUACAGCCAGGUAAUGAUGUAGGCCGGAGUUCAUAUGGAGUUUUGCAAGUCAAGCAAGUGUUUGACUUUGCUUACAUGGUACUCAGUCAUGGUGUGUCUCCUCUAGCUCGUGCGUACCCCAACAAAGAGUAUGAAAGUACUUUAGGUCGUAUUAUCAAAGUUUGCCCAGAUGUUUUGGCCUACAGAGAUUGGACUAUAAAGACGUGGGGAGCUAAGCAGUAUGCGAACCAAGAGAAUCAAGAUGUAGAGACCUGUGAGCAGGACCUUGCCAGACUAAUGCUGGUUUCUGUGGCGGAUCAACGAGACACGUCCUCCCCCGUCAGUGCUGAUUCUUCCUCGCCCUCUCCAGUCUUCCUCAACAGCCCUCAGCACAAUUCUUCAUCCUCCUCUCCAAGCUCAAACUCUUCCUCCUCUGGGAGUGACAUUGAGUCUGACCCUCCCUUACUCACUAACGGGGUCAAUCUCCAGGCCCUUAACCUGGCCUCUGUCCAUUCCAUAAUGCAGAUGGCUGCACAUCCAGCAGGCUUUAUCCACACGACACCGCAGUUCUACCUUGAGAAUCUACCAUCCGUCAAUAUGGUGCACCGGCAAAUGGUACAAGCUGCGGUUUCUCAGCACUCCAACUCCACAAGCCCUCUAACCAGUCCCCUCCACCAACUCCAUCACCCCCAGUUGGGAGGGCAGCACCAGCACACAAAUGCCAUUCGGCCAGAGUCCAAGGGCUCAUUUCAGCCCCCGAAAUUUGGCUUCAAGCACAACCAAAGCAGUAGCCUCCGUGGUCAAACUCACUCCCAAGGUAGUUUCAGUCCCCAGCGGCAGUUUAUUCCUCAGGGCCACAAUACAGAACCAGGUUUGAGGAACCAGCAGCAGUACAACUGCAACACCUGGCGACGCAGGAAGAGGGAAAAUCUCCCAGCUCUGAAUCAGGGCAGAUGAAGAAUUGAAGCACUGAUAUAAUCUACUUUUAAAGACUUUCCUCUUGUCGUCACAAACUGCCUGUUGCAUAGCCAAGACAGUUAUUGGGGACCUUUUAUUGUCUCCAAUUGUUUCAAUUGGCCAGUACUUUUUCUUCUUCUGUUCUUCCAGCAUGAAGCAACUACUUGACUCAGACAGGUGAACGACAAUGGUCUUAAGUCUUAACUGUACUUGGUCAAAAGGUUUGAAAUUUAGAAAUACUCCGUCAACAUUGGAAGCACACCAGCACCAUGGCUGAGUUGACAACCCAGACUUGGUCCUCGCCAGUGUCACUUCCUUUAAACCUCUCAGAAAGCAGUCAUGUGCCAUAUUAAUCAAUGGGUUCAUUGAGACUGACCUGUGGUCUCUCUCUGUUUUUAAUAUUAUUGAGCCUGUUGGGUCUGUUUUUUCCCCUUUGACUAAUUUCUUACUCCGAAUGCAUCAUUCCUUUUGCAACACAAUUACAGCUUGGACUCUGUCCGUUCAACUGUAGUGACACACUACCUUUCUAGCUAUGCAGCACAACGCUGACUAAAUAUUUUCGGUGUGAUGGCACAAACCAGACCUUCUCAAGUGCUUAAACUGUGAUGACUUGUUUGAAUGUACUGAAGUAGUGCUUGUGUGUUGGAACUUAUGUUCGCUGAUGUUUGUCACUGAGGUUUUUCCCUUUCCCCCCCCCCCUCACAUUGGCACUUUAAUGUUGUCGCAUUCAUGUGCAAUAGUUGGUUGCUUUUAUUUAUUUCACAUUUUAGUUGUUCUUUUUAAUUAUUUAGUAGCCCACGCCCACUACCACCGCUCUCCAAGUCCUCAUUGACCUGUGCAAUAUGUGGAUUUUUAAGGGCCUUGAAUGAAUGUUUUCCACUUUCCAACAGAAGGGGGAGUUGUGGUGGAGUGACAUGGAAAAUGUGCCAAAAAAUUCUCAAAAAUCUCCCCCAUGCACACUUGUAGUUCUCAUUAUAAUUCUACCAUUUGUUUUAUUGGGGUGUCUUUCCUUGAAGGGGAUACUAUAGGGAAAUACCAUUUUACCAUGUAUUUCCUAAUGCCAUUUCAAAACUAUUUGGUGCUACUUCGAACCAGCAAAGUGCUUUUGUUCUUGCCUUUAUCUGCUUUAAAAUGUGUCAAAGCAAAAGGUCCACUGCCUUCUUGGAAGACCAAAUUCUCCCGUACAUAGCCAGAGCUUUAGUUCAGUGUCCUGCUAGAUUUAUUACACAUUAAUAACGUAGGAUCAUAAUGCGUCAGACAUUGUAAGACGACAUUGUUUUUUUUUUUUCCCUCCCACAUCUAAAAAUUUAAGUCCAGACCUGCAUAACCUAUAAGGAAUCCAUUCGGUUGAUAUGUAAAAGGGAUGUGAUUUGUUCAAUGUUGCAGGAGUUUGGUGGAGUCUUCGAAAAGUUUAACAAAGUUGUUUUAGCAUCCUAUGUACCAAACUGAUACAAUCAGCCUGGUUUUGAAAACGUGUUUGUUUUCAAUGCAGCUUUCCAAGAUAAUCAGCAAGCGGUUACGUAUUGACAUACCAAACCAAUUCCCAGCUCAUGUCUAUGUUGUAAUUAAGGAUGUGUAAAUGACUGACCUAUAGAUGUAUUCUUUUUUUUAAGUCUUAAGUUUUUCUAUUUUUUUAAUAAACAUUUUAA